Molecule: messenger RNA, 585 nt
Organism: Mangifera indica (mango)
Lineage: Eukaryota; Viridiplantae; Streptophyta; Magnoliopsida; Sapindales; Anacardiaceae
Product: translation initiation factor IF-1, chloroplastic-like
Exons: 2
Coding region: 73-492 (139 amino acids)
Biological process (GO): translational initiation
Cellular component (GO): cytosol
Molecular function (GO): RNA binding; ribosome binding; translation initiation factor activity
Source: RefSeq, a predicted model, not a curated record
CUGAUCUUCGACUUUAAGAGGUCGAUAUUGGUACAAAAACCUUCACAGUUUCAGUUCCCAGUCAGACCCAAAAUGCUUCAUCUCUCCUGCAAUCUCCACCGUCCAUCUCCUUCUCUGCUUCUUCCUCCGCAAAAUCUUUUCCCUUUUCCGUCUCGUAUCGACCGAGUGAAGUUCAAUUUAAGUAAAGGGUUUGUGAAGAUUGCAAAAAUUUCGAUAGCCGUAAAUGGCAAGAAGAGUGAAAGGAGCAGCGAGGAGGGUUCGAGCAGUGAUAAAUGGGUCCAUGAAGGGUUCAUUACAGAGUCACUUCCUAAUGGUAUGUUUCGAGUUCGUUUAGAUAAUGAAGACUUGAUUCUUGGUUAUAUUUCGGGAAAGAUUAGGCAGAAUUUUAUUCGUGUGUUGCCUGGAGAUAAAGUCAAGGUUGAAGUAAGUCGUUAUGAUUCAAGCAAGGGUCGUAUAAUUUAUAGACUUCGGAACCGAAGUUCCAGUGAUUAAGUUGUUGCUUAAUCUUGAGUGCUUUUAUUUUUGUAUUUAAAUGAAUGGUUCUGAAAAUUCAUAAAGCUUAUAUUAUUCUAGUUUUUUCUUCUA